AUGGGAUCUCUGCCCCCAGGUACGCUAGCAACCACCGGCGUGCGACCUCUGCCUUCUGAUCACGCAUCAUCGGUAAGUCACUAACCUGUCCUGAAAUUUGCUUCCAGUGACCCCUGUUUUUUAACUUAUCGACCACAGUUAAUUUCAGGUUGUCCAGUGCCCGAUUAUGGCUAUUCUGCACGAACUCUUUUUCCGACUUUGUUUUGUUCUCAGGCAGAAAAGUGUUUUGACGCCUUUGCAAGUAAUUUCUCUGGAUGAAUUUGCAUGCUUGCACUCAAAAAGUAGAUAUUUUGGCUUGGAUUUCUUCAUGCUCACUUCGUCCUCCGCAAUCCGACUUUUGAGGUCGUCUACUCUGGGCCAUGAGUUCAGCGCCGUAUACUUCUAGACCCUGAUAACUUUAAAUGGUUUGUCGCAAAAAGUACAUCCUUUAGUUUGUAGUUCAACCCAUUGUUGUCAUGAAACUCGCUCACGAUUCCCCUCAAAAUAGUCUACAUCUUAACUGCAAUAUUUUGACAUUUCCGGUCAUAUUGUUUUCCUACACCCUUGCCUGUUCCAUUGACACACAAGGUCAGGACGACUAGAGAUGGGUGUGGUCGCAGCCACGGUUUCGACUGAAGCCACACCCACCCGUGCCCCACCCAUUAGCGCCCACACGUACAUAAACCAGACCAAGUAAACUUCACGUGAAAUGUAGGUGAGAGAGAUCAUGAAGACCACAUAAAGACGGAACCAUCGCAACCCGUCUGUCAGUCCGAAGGAUGGCGAGUCAUCUCAUCAGUUGACUAUCUUCCGAUCCACGACUUUCAGCGCGCAGUGGUAGUUUAGUGCACUACAGCGAGAAGAUUAAAUUUUAAACAUCGAUCGGUCUUGCCCUUCCAUCUCGCAUCAUCUGUAAGUGACAAGGCGGAAUUAAGACGGACGGGGAUAAUGAGAGAUUACGCAGUGACUGGCCUGAUGUAAAUACUCUUCUAACAUGUAGCACACCGUGGUUCGACUGUAGUAGGCGACGAGUUCCACCGUUUCAUGAGGUGGGCGCAGCUGUGACAUAAGCACUAAUUGGUUUAUCCUAAAUUAGGAUUGUCUUGUAUCUGCCUCAGUCUCUCUUCCGAUACUGUCUUCCGACGUCAAGAGGAAGUCAGGGUGAAUGGAUCUGGGCUUGAAAGCCAUAGCUAACAGACGUAACGGCCCAUUUAGGCGUGCUUCACGUGACGUAGUCCCUAACUUCACGUGUACCAGGUCUCCUUCGAUGGAAUCGAGGUUUCAGAUCCUACCUGAGUAAGUGCGUUACAAUCCAAUUUUGGAUGGUGCCAAUGCUGUCCGAGUCCCAGUUAUAAGUAAACUAGUUUUCCCUCCAAAUGUUUCUCCCGCCUGCAAUUCAAAGCUGGUUUAGAAGGUUUUUAGUACUCGAAGUACAGCGCAGUGUGAUGUCUUAACUCUACUGGUGGUCGGUCCUGUAGGUCAGGCACAUUUUCUUCUUCAGGUAAAAAUUAUGUCCAAGACUGUUGCUCUUCCCUAACCCGUGUUCUAAAGUGAAGUUCUGGCAGAGAAUUUUGUCUACUACCCAUUGUAGUAAUCUGUGAUUAAAAUUAUCUCACAGACCAUGGGCGGUCUACGUUCGCCAGUCAAUACCAGAAGCUUCAAAAUCCCCAGCACUUAGUACCUCUUUUUUCUUACUGACUGUUCACUUCAGAUAUGAAAAUGAGAUCGUGGUCAUGGUAGGGAGUGCACUGCUGAUUUGUCGUUGGCGAGGGUACUUCGUUAUGAGCUUCUCCCCUCCCACACAUUAAUGGCCCGUCCGAACCUUUCGACCUGGUGAUAAGUUUGGGCACAAUGUCUGACGCGUUGUAGAGUCUCCAGCUACUGCGUGUGAAGUGAGCUAACGCAAAUGGGCACAAUCACUCCUCAUUGCUAACGUUGUUGAGUAUUACUGUAGGGUUGGUGAAUAGGCGAUGAAAGGUCUUUGUGUGCGCGCAUUUGACCGCAAACGUCCACCCAGUGACUGUAGGAAGACGGUGUGAGCUUUAGUGCUAGAUUGUAUGUUAGUUAUCACUGUCUUGCAUGCACAUUUGACAGGACGUGUGGGUGCGGUUUGGGAAAGGAGGGUGUUAGUGACGACUGUUUUCUGUAGCUCAAGAAACUGGCCUUCCAGUCUCGCUACAAUAUGCAUAUUCGCAGGUCGCCAAUCAGAUCGAUGUGUGGUUGGAUUAUACGAUUUCAACAUAAACCAGUUCACAAAACUUCUUCAUUGCUUAUGGUGAUGGCGAUUAUCGUCUAAGUCCUGACAGCGUUCCUGUCAAGGGAACAGGGCAAGCUAAGACUAUAAUAUAGUGAGGAAAGGUGAAAGGGCUGUCCUCAAUAGUAGUGUUUGUUGGUGCAGGGGGUGAGUUUACAAUGUUAACACUGCAAUGAGUCCAAGGGAGCCCAGCAAGGCCAAUCCAGACCUCGAACGCGCUUUGGCAAGGGGGAUGUAGAAGGGAAUACCAAAAAACAAGGGAGACUGGGCUGGCCAAUUCUAACUUAUUAGUAAUCGUCAGCCUGCCGUAUCUAACUAAAUCUUUGCCUUGACAGAGGUUGACGGCGCUGGUUCUCGAUAUUCGAGUUUUUCGUGUCCAUCGUUUUGCCGAUAUCGGCAUCGGUUUUGCUGGCCGUUCGGCAUGCCUGCCGGUCCUGUGAAAACACCAGCAAGGUCUUUUGAUUUAUUAGAAAACGGCUUAUAGAUGUCCUCAAUAUGUCCUUCUAUCAUCGGCUUUUCCAAUCUGUCUACAAGCACCCAUAGCCACACCUCCAUAAAAGAGUGAGCUUGACAUGCCCUCGUAAGUCAUCCUCACUGUACGGCAACUGUGUCGCGGCUGGAUGUGAUUCAGCACGGCAUACAAUUUCACCAUGCCAGUCGACGCUAGCACCUGUUUGUUCAGAAUCCACUCCUGCUAUCUCACUGUUAGUAACUUUCGAAUACAGUUUAUGUGAAAGCGGUUCUACCUUCACGCUUGACUUUGGCAAAUUAUGCUCAUCCUCACUGUAUAGACGUUGUAUAGAUGGCAGCCCUGGACACCCAGAGUUUGUUUCUGAGUAGGAUGUCACGGCGAUUCGGGGAUAAGUGUUGAAGUCUGAUAAAAGCCUAGCUGGUUUUACAAAUCUGGGCUGCAACACCGUCGUAUGUUGUGAUGAGCGAUAAGAUGGUACUGUCCAGGUAAAAUGAGUUGCAUGUUGCUGCGAGACAGCUAGUGUUGACAGUUGCCGUGGGUUCGGCCUAUUCAAAAUUUGGCACCGAUUAAUGCACGAUAACAGUUUUCAUUAUUUUGCCGGUUAGUUCAAAGUUAGCGCAUCCGGAGCCGGAUAGGUUGAGACUUCGCUGCAUGUAAGCCGUUUGUGGUGUUCAGUGAGCUGUUGUAGCGGUGGUCAUGUAACCUGAUCUUGGAGGUUCUUGUGAUGGCCUAUGUGCGGCGGACGUCGAGUGUCUUACCGUAGGUUCGAUGCUCGGUCGAUUUAUUUGCAGGAGUCCGUCUGUGUUUCGGAGAUGAGACUGAAGAUGGCCACACGAAAAUGUAGCAUUGUUUCAGCCAGUUUCUCGCCGCGGACCCCCUAUGGAUGCGUUGUCCUCCAUACAUCAUCAUGCCAUCAUGAAGCUGUCUGACCAUUUUCGUGGACUAUUCUGAAUUUCUUCAUUACGUUCCAGAGAUCAUCUAAUUUUGCAGUGUCCGAGGCCUUGGCGAGACUUUGUAACGGCCGCACUAGAAGAGGGUGUAACCUACGCUGAUCGCAAUUAGCUCCUCCUCUCCGGAAAAAUGGAUCUUGCUGGCCGUGGCGAUGUCCUCAUUAAAAUGAACCAGUUUUAGUGUCACCGAAGCUGUUGUACUCUCUUCUCGCUUAGGCACUAGAUUAUCUAAGAGGACACGAUCAUUCCAGGUUGUCAGACCGGGCGAGGUGAAGGCGAUAGGAAGGCAGAGACAGGGACCGUUGUUCCGUAUGGUGUCUCGACCAUCUGGCUUCCACUGUGUACAGUCAGUUCGCAGACUGUGGGCCUACAGGCAUUUCUCUUGGGUACGUUUUACAGUCCUUUCCUUGUAUGGGGUAAGUAGUGCUUCCUUGAUUAGGACCUGUUUGGCAUCCCAGCCGUCUGCCAAUUUGCACCGAGUAACGAAUCCGGUUUGGCGUGAAAACGACCGGAACUGUUGUCCCUCUAUCGAGAGGUCUUUGCGAGGUGGAGGUACGGUGAGCGGGAGUACGGAAGUUGCAGUGGGCUGGCCCUACGGUCUCUGUCAGUGCGUACCGUCACGCAGCUAGUUCAUUUUCGCUAACUUGACCAAGCUUCACACGACUUCAUGGAGUCACAUAAGACCGGGGUAUAAAUUGUGGAACGAGCGGGACAACCAUUACCUGCACCAGGACACAUGGAAUUACUUUUUCAUCCUUCCUAGAUGCACUACCUACCUGUGCACCCCCAUGUACUCCGCGAGGGCAGGUAGGAUGAGUCGCGCAUCACCUUACAGAUUUCAAAAAAGUGUCUGGGGAUGCCGUGGAUUUCUGGGCGGAAGUAGUUACUGGACUCCACGAGGAUGACCCGUCCGAGAGUGAGCAGAUCCAUCAUCAGUAAUCCUGAGAAGGCGAUACAACUGCAUUGUAAUGAGUUCAGGCAGAGUUCAGGCCUCCAAAAGUGUUCCACUAUUUAUGAUUUCAUGAUUUGAAUGGGGCCAGUUACUGAUGGAAUUAGUGCCUAUUCAGUGUGCAAUGUUUAAAUACUGCUUAUUUGAACUAAUUAACGGUUAUUUCGUGAGGAUGCAGACUAUGGAGUUAUCUGACUGCAUGAGUUUCUUAUUGUUCUAGUUUGCGUUGAAGGAUAAAAGAAAUAGUUUCAACGUACAACGCUAUGUUCUUCCCUUCUGAGAACUUCGCGACUGCGGGCUUUAGUCUAACUAGGUACACCGUAUGGUUGGGUCUUAGGGCUUACUGAAGCAGACUGAACAAUGGCGCUGCAUGUUGAGCGAUAUUUGAGUAUUUGUGCACCUUAGAAGCGAGAUGGUUUCUCGUACGAAAGUUAUUCGGUGACACACCUGAGGAGUGUUUCCUUCCUACUACUACCUAUGUUCCUUCGACAGUCUACCUGCCCGAAUUCAGAUCUGACGCCGUCUAGCUGUAUUUGAACGGUGUACCUUAUGAUAGAUCGGGACGAACCGGCUACCCACAGUUCUGAGCGCGUCCUUUUUUAUAAGCAUUGCCUUAACGGUUUUAUAUUUCGCGUGGAAAGCCCCUUGCUGACGGUAGGAGAGGAUAUCCGGUUGUGAGUACAAUUCACUUUGGCCUUUUUCUUCUGCUCACAGCUACUGGUUGCAAGUUCCGAUUUCCAUCCUCAACAUCAGCGUAACUGGCCUGUGCUAACGCAGGCGCUUCAGCAGAUCUACCGGUUCACUCUGGGUGGAAUAGCUGGAGCCACCGGAGGCACAGCUGUCUAUCCGAUCGACCUGGUCAAAACGCGCAUGCAAAACCAGCGGACAGCAGCGUUCAAGCCCGGGGAAACUGCAGUUUAUCGCAACAGUCUAGACUGUUUCCAAAAAGUCCUCAGGUAAUACCUUCUGUCCAGGCAAAAUUCCAGUUGGACGAUAGUUCUCUUGUGUUUUUCGAUUGUGACGAACAGUUUGCUCAAAGAACGACUUGCAAGAAUGUAUAACUUCGUUUCAACGAUUGUCUGCAGCUAGGACUUCAGGUUCGGCGACCAAGCGGACUUAGGUUCAAACGCUUGAUUGUGCUGACAUGGGAUCGCUGUGUGACUGGCUGCGUAGACAUAAAAGCCAUACGUUACUGUUUCAUUCCCCCUUGGCUCUGUUGGUAAUUCAUCACCAUUAACUGCGACAAUUCGUCUGUCGCAAAUGACGAUAACUACCGAGGGCCACGGAAAAGAUACAGGCGGAUUGCGAAGCGCCUAUCUAACUACAACAAUGGAUUCAGAUCGCAGGUGCUUUUUAUAUCAUGCAAGCGUUUGAUGACUUUCACAGGACAAGGUGCGCGCAUGUGUCAUCCUUCUGUUAACUGACACCGUAAUAGUGGACUUGCGCAGCAUCAGCCGCAUUCUCACCUCCCCACUACCCACCUGGUGUCAAGACAGAGUCAAGAAGACCGGAGGCGGGGGGAGGGCGCAGGUGGAUGGCGCGGUCGGGCCCGCACCUUGGCGUUUCACUCCACACCCUCUGGUCCACACAACAAAUAGCCAGGUUUUUGACCAACAACCACAGCAACAACCAUAACACUCCAAUCGGGGCCAGAAGGACUAUAAUGACUAGUAAGGGCACACUGAUACCUUCAAUAACGUGCCGUUGAAUCAUGCAAAAUCAUGGGAUACCAUGGCGGUCUGGCAGAAGAAUGGUAGUUCGGGACAUGAGGGAAUAGUGCCACAGUUUCUACUCGAUAGUCACACAUUCAAGACUUGGGUUACCCGUUGUGGUUGCUUGCGAGUGCACUCCAAUUCUGACACCACGACGACAACGGAGAGGGGUCACACCACAAUACAUCAAUCCCUUUGAAGUCCUUUCCCCAAUUGCAACGCACAUGCCGGGCUUGGAUGGGUCUCUUUAGACACCUGUUCACUCACCAUCUCUCCGAUAGCGUAACAGCACUGCAAAUUUUCACGCACUGUUGGCACCUAUGAGGCAGACUGGAAUUACCAAUUCUGGUUUAUUUUCCCUCUCAGUCAGGCCUACCCAAGUCCCAGCCCGUGAAGAUUUUGCAUUUGGCCCAGGGUUGUGCUAAUAACGGAUCCCAAGACCGCACAGGUUGAGUCUCAGACUCACUCCCUCAGCUGCGAUCGAGUAUAUUGAAGUACGCGACUCCUCGACUGCCUAUACAGAACCAAAAAUUGGUAUUGUGUUCUGGAAUGCCACUUCGGCUUUCAUGCUGUCAUGCACUACGUCAUACUCAACACUUACUGUCUUCCAUAUCUUGCAGUCUGGAAGGCUUUCGAGGUCUUUACCGUGGCCUUGCGCCCCAACUCGUCGGCGUGGCCCCGGAAAAGGCGAUUAAACUCACAGUGAACGACUUCCUUAUCGACUUCUUUCGCACACCGAACGGUGAGAUCUCGCCGCUGGCGGAGAUCAUCUCGGGUGGUUGUGCCGGUGGAUGUCAGGUCCUCUUCACAAAUCCUCUCGAAAUUGUGAAAAUCCAGCUCCAAGUAGCCGGCGAAGUCUCCAAUGUUUUGCGACCUUCGGCAAUUCAAGUGAGUUAACACAGACAGGCAAACCCGACUGACUUUCUUCUAUUCGUAUUACUUUAUGGAAUGAUUCGAUUAUUAAUUUGACCCAAUUACGAGAAACUCUGCGGGCUCGGUGGGAUUCGGACCCACGACGGCAAGGGCAGGGCUUGAACGCGGCCAACACUCUAGCCACCUGAGCCACGAGGCCCCAAUGAUAGCCGUGAGUCUAAUCACAUUUGGGUCAAGUUACCCGCCCAACCCACCGCAGCGAAUGAAAUCCUCCAAUUCUGAUACCGUAAGCCGACUGCCUAAGCAUGAUUUCCUAAGCAAUCAUUCUAGAGUCCGCCGGGUUUUUCACAAUUGGGUCAAAUAAGCUACUCAAAUCUGUCAAAAAUACCAAUUCAUUCGAUGAUUGUUUCCUCUCAGAUAAAGUUGGAAGAGAAGCACAUUGCAGCAGUCAUUCCUUCAGGUUUGUCCUCUUGCCCAUUCUAAAGUGGCGAAUGUCGACCAUGUAAGAAGGCCUCCUCGGCCAUUGCCCUUUCGUCAUUAAGGUCCCACUCGUAGGCCAAGCGUGACCUUUGACCUUCCUCCUAUCAUAUCCCCACGCAUCUCCAUGACCAGUCACGACCGAUACCGUGUACUCCGCGGCCGACUAGACUACUCUUGGUGCCAGCCAACACAGCAAUUACGACUUUGCGGUCCAGAGUUGGGAUGUGGUUGUCUGAGGACUUCAAAUAGGCCAGCAGUGUCUUUCAGUUUACCUUGCUUUGUGGAUAACUUGCUCGGUUAUUCAUUGCUCGUUUCUGUUCAAUCGCUUGCGAGAGCUCUAGGUCGGAGCCUCAACGCAAAACGGGAUUAUUUGUAUUCCUUUGCGCGAUUUCUGAUAAGUAAAUGAGCGCUAAUUUAAUGCAUACUGUCUGUCCGUUUCAGUUCGUUUUAGGGACCAGCGGUUCGAGUUCCUAAAUCAGUGAGGUGUGACUUGUCUACCAACGUUUUCAGGUGCAUUUCUAGUAUUUUUCGGCCUUCCAAUUUUGCAUGUACAGACUCAGUUGCUUCAUUGUCCUCAUUGUGUGAUUCCCUAGAUAGCCAGCAUGUUUUCGGCGCAUGUGCAGUUUUCCUUGUUUGGCUGCAUAGAGGAGUGCCCAUGCGUCGCUGUUUUGGAAUGCUGCAUGUUUAGGAGUUAUUACUUUACUUAUUUGUUCGUCCCACUAAAUGUUGCGUUGUUUUAGUGACGUGUUCGGUGGUAGUCGCCUAUCACUGGCUAAAUUAUGCUCAGGCUGACUAGUUUUGGGAGAAUUUCAACUGACAUUUGCACGACUACCUCAUCCUAUGUCUUGCUUUGCAUUUCGCACCGGUUUAAUUGGUAUAUUCUGAUCUGCAAUCUUGGCUUGAUCAUACUGGGUUGACCUGGUUUGAAACGUCUCCCCUGGUGCGACUAUUGUAGAUUGUCAGCCGCUUGGGCCUGUUUGGACUCUACAGAGGCUCCAGUGCUUGUUUCCUCCGCGACAUCCCCUUCUCGGCCAUCUACUUCCCCGCCUACGCACACCUGAAGCAACUAUUUGCUGACGCUCAGGGGCACACGGGCCCACCGGGCCUCCUUUUUGCUGCCACCCUGGCCGGCGCGCCUGCGGCCGCGUUCGCCACUCCCGCAGAUGUGGUGAAGACUCGGUUACAGGUGUGGUUUCCAUUCUCCCCUCCCCCCCCCCACAUCCUCCCCGACCUCUAUAUUUUUUGUAAUCGGUACAGCUAUGAACAUGCUUGAUCUAGCCGACCUCGAUGGUGUCACGCAUUGUACCUCUCCACUCGUGACGCUAGCGGCUCUAGGCAGCUCGACCAAUUCUCUUCCUCAACGACGACGACCGAAUACUGAGAGUUCAAGAACCAUCAUGUCGUGAAUUAUGUCGAGCCGCAUUUUGAAUUGACCUCUUCAAGGCAUCCAGACGGACAGCGGCGUGAACCGGGGCAGCAACACUGAGUUCGUAAAGCCAAAGACAGAAAACGUGGUCAAACCAUUCCCGUCAUCUUCCCUGGGUGAUCUCAGAAACCCUUGCGAUAUUAUCACGGCGAGUACGGGCUGUUUAAUUCGAGACAACGUCGGUGUAAUUCACUCGAAGAAGAGUCCUCAGGCAGCGGUAGACAAACCUCCAAUUUUCGUUUAUCUGCGAUGCGAACAGCCCUGCAUUCACAGCUGUAGAGGAGGACGGAUGCCUAAUACAUGCAGAUCCUUGCUGUGAUGGAGAUGGAUCGCUCGGGUAGUGUUGUGCUUUGGCCAGAAUCGGGAGUCUGCCUUUGUCUUCGCAUGCAUGACCACCUAGCGGUUGGGCUUUCCACGUCCUACGGUUACUUUGUUAUUUGGUAGAAAGUAGUGUCUUGCGGACACGACCCUGAUCGCAAGUACUUUUGGGAGUCAGCCGAGCAGAUCACACAAAAAUCAGGGUGAUCAUCCCCGGUCAUCCUUAAAGUAGCCGCGAAUAUCUCCUGAGUUUUCCAAAAUGGACGGUAGACCCAGUUAUGUGAACUGACUUCGAAUUUUUCUGGUACUCGGACUGGGCAUCAGGAAAUUUGUGGGGCUUUUCGAGCUUCGCAGGCCGCACCCAUUUAGUAGUCGUAUCUAACCUGAGCCCCGUUCUCCGUUGCUACUUGAUGAGGUGCAAAAGUGAAGGACGAAUUGACGUCGGGGCGGUAUUGAAGCACAAGUCGAACACUGACUGGAUCGUUUUGUGAAAUCGACAGCUUUUCACUGGUUUCCCUCAAGCUCGCUCUGAACUAUCAUUACCGUGUGUCUGCUCACUUUAUUAGGUAUUUUGCCAUCAAUGUUUGAUUUGAAAACCCCGCUCAUAACCUCCAAGCGUCCGCCCAAACACUCAACUUUUUCUUUUGCCCGUAACUCCUGUACCUACAGGUGUUUCCUCGGCCCGGGCAGACCACGUACACCGGCAUCCGACACGCCAUCGUCACAAUCUGGUCUGAAGAGGGUGGUCGCGCCUUUUGGAAGGGUGCAACGGCUCGUGUACUCCGCUCCAGUCCCCAGUUUGGCGUCACCCUGCUCACCUACGAGAUGCUGCUACGUCUAUUCCCUGUGAAAUUUUAA
This is a messenger RNA of Spirometra erinaceieuropaei, 10271 nucleotides long. The record is from the annotation of a GenBank genome assembly. Lineage: Eukaryota; Metazoa; Platyhelminthes; Cestoda; Diphyllobothriidea; Diphyllobothriidae.